Messenger RNA from Boleophthalmus pectinirostris (great blue-spotted mudskipper), 806 nucleotides. Its product is annotated as stonustoxin subunit beta-like. The record is from RefSeq and is a predicted model, not a curated record. The transcript has 5 exons. Bases 46 to 747 code for a protein of 233 amino acids. Lineage: Eukaryota; Metazoa; Chordata; Actinopteri; Gobiiformes; Gobiidae. Gene Ontology annotation, molecular function: protein binding.
GUUUUGAAGUCUUGAACAAAUACAGCGUCGCCAUACAGCCUCAAGAUGCCUGCUAGGCCCAAACCCACAAAGAUCUUCUCAGAAAAUGGCAAACAAGGCAAAAAAUCAAGCAAAACAAAAGAAAAUACCCCUGUUUAUGAUCCAAAUGCCCCUGAACCCACCUGCAGAGCAGAGCUCACAAAGUAUUGGAUUUCCCUAACUUUUGAUGACAAGACAGCCAACAAACUGUUGUGGAUUUCGGAUGGUGACUCUAAAGUGUGUCGAAGGACCAAAGAAGUUUGUCCAGUCCUGGAUCGACCUGAGAGAUAUGAGCUCUCACCGCAGGUCCUGUGCAAAGAGGGGAUCUGGAACAUGAGAGUGUACUGGGAAGUAGAGUACUCUGGCUGGGUCUUCAUUGGAGCAACGUAUGAAGGAGCAGCACGGAGGGCCGAUUCUGGGCCUAGUGGACUGGGUGAAAACGAAGAGUCAUGGGGUCUGUGCUGGUCAGGCUCAUGUUAUGAAGUCUGGUUUAAUGGUGUAAGCACAGAAAUCAAAAACGUUCAGUUUUGCCCCAUCAUUGGUGUCUAUAUUGACCAGCCCGCUGGUGUCAUAUGCUUUUAUAUGGUGAGUGGACAGGGGGAUGAAAAGGAGGCCACUCUACUAUACAGAUUUCAGACCCCCAUAGAGAAAAAAAUCCUCCCAGGUUUUUGGAUAGGAGUCCAGUCAGCUUGUACACUUCUUAAAAAACCAUUACAGGCAGACGUUUAAACCAUCAAAUUGAAUCAAUUUUGCCACAUUCAUUUUUAAUUAAUUAAGUUAGUUAAUCU